AUGAGCAACCUUGGCUCUGGUCUCCGCACCGUCGACUGGAACAACACUGAGCUCACCAAGUUCGAGAAGAACUUCUACAUCGAGGACAAGGCUGUCUCUGCUCGCUCUGACGCUGAGAUCGCCGAGUUCCGCCGUGCCAAGGACAUGCGCAUCCAGGGAACUAACAUUCCUCGUCCCAUCACUUCGUUCGAGGAGGCUGGCUUCCCCGAGUACGUUAUGUCCGAGAUCCGUGCCAUGGGCUUCAAGGAGCCUUCGCCCAUUCAGUGCCAGGCCUGGCCCAUGGCUCUCUCUGGUCGUGAUGUCGUUGCUAUCGCCGAGACUGGUUCGGGUAAGACGAUCUCCUUCGCUCUUCCCGCCAUGGUCCACAUCAACGCGCAGCCCCUGCUUGCGCCCGGCGACGGCCCUAUCGUCCUUAUUCUUGCCCCCACCCGUGAGCUCGCUGUUCAGAUUCAGGCCGAGUGCACCAAAUUCGGCAAGUCGUCUCGCAUCCGCAACACUGCCGUCUACGGUGGUGCCCCUAAGGGUGCUCAGAUCCGUGACCUCCAGCGCGGCUGUGAGAUCGUUGUUGCUACUCCCGGUCGUCUGAUUGACAUGCUUGAGUCUGGUAAGACCAACCUCAAGCGCGUGACCUACCUCGUUAUGGACGAGGCCGACCGCAUGCUCGACAUGGGUUUCGAGCCUCAGAUCCGCAAGAUCGUUUCUCAGAUCCGUCCCGACCGUCAGACUCUUCUCUUCUCUGCCACCUGGCCCAAGGACGUCCAGCGUCUCGCUCAGGACUUCCUGAACGACUACAUCCAGGUCAACAUUGGUUCCGAGGACCUGACCGCCAACCACAACGUUGCCCAGCACGUUACCGUUUGCACCGACUACGACAAGCGUUCGAUGCUCCUCAAGCACCUCGACCAGAUCUCGCGUGAGAACGCUAAGGUCCUCAUCUUCGUUGGCACCAAGCGUGUUGCUGAUGACCUUACCAAGUUCCUCCGUCAGGACGGCUGGCCUGCCCUCGCCAUUCACGGUGAUAAGCAGCAGGCCGAGCGUGACUGGGUUCUUGCCGAGUUCAAGUCGGGCCGCAGCCCCAUUAUGCUUGCCACCGAUGUUGCUUCGCGUGGUCUUGGUAGGUUUUCCCAUUACACUCACCUCUUGUGCACAGCUGUCGGCUCUUGA
Trichosporon asahii var. asahii CBS 2479 is the source of this 1164-nucleotide messenger RNA. RefSeq names its product ATP-dependent RNA helicase DBP2 (p68-like protein). Gene Ontology annotation, biological process: rRNA processing. Lineage: Eukaryota; Fungi; Basidiomycota; Tremellomycetes; Trichosporonales; Trichosporonaceae. The coding region runs from base 1 to 1164 and encodes 387 amino acids. The transcript has a single exon. The record is from RefSeq and is a predicted model, not a curated record. Gene Ontology annotation, cellular component: nucleus; ribonucleoprotein complex; cytoplasm. Gene Ontology annotation, molecular function: ATP binding; RNA binding; RNA helicase activity.